GUGGCAGGGAGAACAAGUUGCCUGCCUCGAAAAGCUUUUACUACUACAUAUGCUAUAAAUACUAAAUGGGCAUAUAAAGCAUUUGACACCGCCCACAACACCUCCCCUGUUCUCUUCUCUUCUCUUCUCUCCUCUUCUCUCAAUGGCUUCCUUUUCUCAGUUUUACUACCCUGAUAACUACGUGUGCUCUGAUGAAUUCACCACCCAGCUUCCAGCCGAUCACCUCAUCACAUCCUCCGCCAUCACUGCUCCUCAACUAACCUUACCUUUCUCCUCCGACAUGAAUGGAGCAUCAGUUAGUAGUAUGGUCCCUUUUGAUUCAGAUAUCAGCUGCUCCUCCACCCCCUCCUCCUCCUCCUCCUCCUCAUCCUUGUCGUCAAUAGCAGCAGCAUUAUCAUACCCAACAGCCGAACCGCUUGGGCCUUCGGAUACAACCCAUGACCCAGCAUUAGUAGGGCCCACUAGUUAUGCUACAUUAUCAGGCACCUUGUUUGGCAUUUCCGGAAACGAAGGUUUGAGCAGUGGUGCCGGCAAUUACUGCCACCAACAUGAUCGGGCAUAUGACUUUGGAGAUCAAGAAUGCGGCGCCCCGGCUUCCAACUUCUGGCCUCUCUAUCCGCGGGCCAUGACCUCCGACAAUUGGGAAAUUCAAGGCGGGGUAGCACAAAGGAUGGAAGAGGCGACAUUGAAGGUCUCCCGGUAUUCAGCUGAAGAGAGGAAAGACAGAAUUCUCAGAUACUUAAAGAAGAGAAGUCAAAGGAAUUUCAACAAGACUAUCAAGUAUGCCUGUCGCAAAACCCUAGCCGACAAGAGGGUCCGUGUUCGUGGAAGAUUUGCCAGGAAUAAUGAAUGUUGCGAAGAUGAUCAAACGCUAGUACUGGUGAAGACAGAUAGCAAUCUUCAACAAGCAGAUUCAUGCUACAACAUUCCUGCCGACGACCAGAUCAUGAAAUCCUAUGACGAGGAAUGGCUGCAGGAGGCUAUUGCCAGCCUUAUGUGUUAUCGUAUAGCGCCGGAUAAUGGACUGGAGCUUCCGGACAAGUACCUGAUGAACUAGCAUCUUUCUCCAAGCUGGGAAGCCGGCUGAUUCAUGCUAUUUAUUUUUGGUCCCCUCAUGGUAAAUCAUUGUAAUACUAAGAUAUUUGGCCCGUUCAUGAUUUUUUCUUGUUUCUGUGGCUUAAGCGCGCAAUUCGUUGUUCAUGGUUGAGAUCCAUAUAUAUCCGGCUACUGAGCUUAAUUAGCUGGACAACCAUACGUGUUGUGAUUGCUAAUUCGGAUGAAACAUGCUGCAGGAUACUUCCAA
This is a messenger RNA of Coffea arabica (coffee), 1303 nucleotides long. RefSeq lists its product as uncharacterized. Gene Ontology annotation, cellular component: nucleus. Gene Ontology annotation, biological process: regulation of flower development. NCBI's taxonomy places the organism in Eukaryota, Viridiplantae, Streptophyta, Magnoliopsida, Gentianales, Rubiaceae. The record is from RefSeq and is a predicted model, not a curated record. Gene Ontology annotation, molecular function: protein binding; DNA-binding transcription factor activity.